This is a messenger RNA of Prunus avium (sweet cherry), 2541 nucleotides long. RefSeq names its product Protein kinase superfamily protein. Gene Ontology annotation, biological process: protein phosphorylation. Lineage: Eukaryota; Viridiplantae; Streptophyta; Magnoliopsida; Rosales; Rosaceae. Gene Ontology annotation, molecular function: ATP binding; protein serine/threonine kinase activity. The record is from RefSeq and is a predicted model, not a curated record.
CUCAUUCUCUCCGAUAACGACACAUGUAAUCCCACAUUUUACAUUAUUUUAAUCAAAGAAUUCUCCUCUUCCUCUUCUCUCUCACCUCACCUUCUUCUCAAAUCCGUCUUUUCUGACUUCCGCUCUGGUGGCCCCCACUCACCACCACCCCCCAUUGAAACCUCACAUCUCCUCACCGCACCAUUAGAGAGACCUCACCAAAAAUAUCGGGGUCCAUGGAAUCUACGCUCCAGCUUAUACGAUACGUAUAAGCAAAUUGUCUACGGAAAAAGUAGAAAAAAAUCUUCUAGGAGUAUUGGGUUUUUAUUAUUAUUUUAUUUAUAAAUCUUUCCUCCCUACCAAAGAUCAUAGCUUUCUUCCCAUUACCCCAUAUCGAAUGUUGAAAUGGUGAAAUACAAUUCGAAUUCAUGGUGAUUUGUCGCCAUCAUGUAGAAGCCAUAUCGCUUAUGGCUUUUACGGAAGGUGGUAUUUGACUUUGAAACCAAAACAAGUUUGUUUUUUCAGAGGUUAGAGGGUUUGGUGGUGCUCGGGGUCCAUAUUAUUUGAUUGGAAGGUCUGCUUUUGGAUGGGAUGUGGUGGGUUUGAUGGAAUUUUGGUUCUGAUGGAGAUGAGAUUAGGAUUUGAUACAGCCUCAUUCUUCAAGGGUUUGAAUGCUUUUCUGCUUUCAGUGGUGAAAAAAGUUUGAUUUUUUUCUUCUUCCGUCUAUUAGUUUAUAAGCAGAGGUUGUUGAUGGGCUUGAAGAAAUUUGGUUUUUCGAGCUCUAUAGUUGAAAUUAGAUUGUUUAAAGAGUAUCGACUUGGUUUUAAGCCGCCUUCUCAGCUAGAGGAGAAGGAGGAGAAGAAGAUUAAGGAAGUGUUGUGGGUGUAAAGCUGGAUUGGAUUCAUAGAAUUACUGGGAAAUAUGGAGGAAGAGGCUAAUUCUUGGAUUAGGAGAACAAAGUUUUCUCAUCGCUUUGAUUCUUCAAGAUUGGCCUCCCUUCCUCUAACCAUUGAACAAGACCGGAUUUCAGGGUUAAAGUCAAGGCCUAUAGCAACAGCAACAGAGGCUCCUUCUAAUCAGACUUCAAGGCUCAAUAAUUCAAAGACUCAGAGGAACCAUGUUCCUUCACGGUUUCAGCGAAAUCUCAUUACCAAGCAGAGAUCUUUGUCCCCUCUGCCUCAGACCACCCUCUCUGAUGAGUUUAAGGAAGCCAAGUCUGAAGCCAAGAGGUUUUCGACACCACAUCCUAAGAGAAAAGUUAUGGGAAGGUUAUUUAGUAAGGAUUCACAAACUAAGGCAUCGAAUCCGAUGAAUACGAGCCCCCUGAGGCACUUGGCGUCUAUGAAAGUCAAUGACAAGUCGAAGAACCGGAAGGAGUCGCCUUGGGCCAAGUACUUUGACCAUGCCGGUGGCAGAGUUAAUGCUGUGGAAGCUGCCGAUGAAUUUAGUGUUGAUUUGUCAAAGUUGUUUCUUGGGCUUAAGUUUGCUCAUGGGGCGCAUAGCAGGCUCUACCAUGGUAUUUACAACGAUGAAGCUGUUGCAGUUAAGAUUAUCAGGGCUCCGGAUGAUGACGAAAGUGGAGUAUUGGCAGCUCGAUUGGAGAAACAGUUUAGGAGAGAAGUUACUCUUCUAUCACGUCUCCACCAUUCAAAUGUCAUAAAGUUCGUUGCAGCCUGUAGAAAGCCACCCGUAUAUUGUGUAGUCACGGAAUAUUUAUCAGAGGGUUCCUUGAGGGCAUAUUUGCACAAACUGGAGGAUAAAUCUCUUCCUUUGGAGAAACUGAUUGCCAUUGCCUUGGACAUUGCUCGGGGAAUGGAAUACAUACACUCACAAGGAGUCAUUCAUAGGGACCUCAAGCCCGAAAAUGUUCUUAUUGAUCAAGAAUUCCACCUGAAAAUUGCUGAUUUUGGUAUAGCAUGCGAGGAGGCGUACUGCGAUUCUUUGGCUGAUGACCCUGGGACGUACCGUUGGAUGGCCCCGGAGAUGAUCAAGCGUAAAUCCUAUGGGAGGAAGGUUGAUGUGUACAGUUUCGGACUUGUCUUCUGGGAAAUGGUGGCCGGAGCAAUCCCCUAUGAGGAUAUGAAUCCCAUUCAAGCUGCUUUUGCUGUAGUGAAUAAGAAUUUGAGGCCUGUUAUUCCAAAGGACUGCCCAUCUGCCAUGCGACUCUUGAUCGAGCAAUGUUGGUCCUUGCAACCAGAUAAAAGGCCUGAGUUUUGUCAGGUUGUGAAGGUAUUGGAGCAAUUCGAGUCUUCCCUUGCCCGUGACGGAACGUUGACUCAUGUACAAAAUCUAAUUUGCCAAGAUCAUAAGAAGGGGCUCCUUCACCGGAUUCAUAAGCUUGGUCCUGUGCAUCCUCAUAGCACACCCGUGCCCAAACCCAAGUUCUCUUGAAUCUUUCUUAUGAUCUGGCUUUUGUAGUGUCACCAGGUCAAUUGUAAUUAAAAAAAGAAGGUUCGUUUUUCAAGCCUUUUUUUAAAAUUGUAUUUCUCUAUUAUGUUACAUUCAUGUGGAACAGUGGAAGUGAACAAAUAGAUUGAAAGGCAUGCAUUGGAGUGAAGCAAA